AUGAGCUUGGGAGCAACAGAGGAAGGUUCAGCUCCAAAGAUUUAAAUCCCAGCAGAUGUGGAUUGGCAUAUGCUUGACAAAUCAAAAUUCUUCAUCCUUGGAGCAGGUCUCUUCUCAGGUGUGUCGGCUGCUCUCCACCCAGUUGUGGUGCUCAAGACGAGGCAACAAGUCUCACACGCACAGGUCUCUUGCUUCAAGAUGUCGUUCUCCAUCAUGAGGCAUGAAGGCCUGAGAGGAUUUUACAGAGGGUUUGGGACGUCCCUGCUGGGCACAAUCCCAGCGAGAGCCCUCUACAUGACUGCCCUUGAGGUCACCAAAAGCAGUGUUGGGUCAGCCACUGUGAAGCUAGGGCUCUCAGAGACCAGUGCCCUGGCCAUUGCCAAUGCCGCGGCAGGGGUAAGCUCAGCCAUGGCUGCUCAGCUCGUGUGGACCCCAGUCGAUGUGGUGAGCCAGAGAUUAAUGGUCCAAGGCCAAAAAAAUGGCUUCACUAGCAAAAGGAGCUUACUUGGUCAAGGGGGUAUUGGUUCUUGUAGGUACAAAAAUGGUCUUGAUGCAUUCAAGAAAAUACUUUGUGCUGAUGGUCUGAGAGGCCUAUACAGAGGGUUUGGGAUUUCAAUUUUGACAUAUGCACCUUCAAAUUCAGUUUGGUGGGCUUCUUAUUCUGUGGCCAAUAGGCUCAUUAGAGGUGGUUUUGUGGGCAAAAGUGGUGAAAGAAGCCGAAAAGACGGUUCUUCUUAUGGCCACUAA
This is a messenger RNA of Eucalyptus grandis, 747 nucleotides long. RefSeq names its product solute carrier family 25 member 44. The record is from RefSeq and is a predicted model, not a curated record. The transcript has a single exon. NCBI's taxonomy places the organism in Eukaryota, Viridiplantae, Streptophyta, Magnoliopsida, Myrtales, Myrtaceae.